AACACUGCGACCGACGACGAUCCGUUGCAGUAGUAGUCAGUUGUCCACCGGUCGCGUGCGCGCCUCUGCCCUGCCGCAGCGUGACGUCGAGAAAACGGACGCGUUAUUUUCGUGUAAAUAUCGGCGCGGUUCAGUGUAAUAUUUUAUCAGCAUAUUACUGAGAUACGUUUUGAUUGGUUUUGCAGUUACGGUUCGACAAUCUCGAAACAUCGGAAAUUCGCACAAUGAUCUGACACCAAGCAUGAACAUGAAAGAACCAUGGCCGGCUGUACAAUUGCCAGUUACCAAACAUUACUGUACCUGUUCACGUUCAUCGCAACAGGUGAAAUCCUGUGUCAGGUGAGAAAUCCGGAACGGAUUCAGAUACCGAGAGUACGUUCUCCAGUACCCAUAGCUGCCACUGCUCAAAACAAUGCCAAUGUCAUCGGUCGCCCGUCAAAUAAACAGUUGGCGAACAAACAGUCAUCGAAGUCGCAGCAGAACUCCAGCCGAUUGCUCCAGCAAAACCCACCGGCACCACCGGUGUCCGUCAAAGAGCUUUUCAAUUCUUCGUCGUGCGUCGAACCUCCGUUCACGUGCCCACAUCCGAGGAUACAGUUCUACUUGUACACCAGACUUACGCAGAACGAUCCCGAGCUGCUGGACGUGACGGACCCCGAAUCGCUGUACACAUCUCAUUUCAACCCCAAGCACCCGGUGAAAAUAAUCAUACACGGAUUCCAAGGCGGUAGAAACUUGUCCCCGAGCACUGAUCUCCGAAACGCUUAUUUCACCAGGGGCAACUACAACAUCAUCAUAGUGGAUUAUUCGACUCUGGCACAGAUACCGUGUUUGAACCAAGUGGAAUGGGCGCCCAGAUUCUGCGGCAUGUGCAUCGCGCAGCUGGCUAACUACUUGGCCGAUCAUCCUCGUGGAGUUCCUCCCGAUAAGCUGCAUCUAAUGGGGUAACGUAUGACAUUAUAAUAUAAUUUUUUCGUC
Sipha flava (yellow sugarcane aphid) is the source of this 978-nucleotide messenger RNA. Its product is annotated as pancreatic lipase-related protein 2-like. Bases 259 to 948 code for a protein of 229 amino acids. The record is from RefSeq and is a predicted model, not a curated record. The transcript is spliced from 5 exons. Gene Ontology annotation, molecular function: lipase activity. Lineage: Eukaryota; Metazoa; Arthropoda; Insecta; Hemiptera; Aphididae.